AUGAAUCGACCUCAUGUCUUCAUCGAAGUCACUCAAGGCAGCGAGAAUCUAGGCAGGAUAAUCGUGGAGGUGUUUGAGGACCAGGCCCCACUGGCUGCACGCCACCUGAUAAACAGGUGCCGUGAGGGCACCACGGAUACCCUCCAGCACACCUAUGUGCACCGCCUGCUGCCCGACAUGGCCAUGUUCUUUGGCACCUCACGUGGGUACAAGGGUGCUGGUGUGCGUGUGCGACGGUACAAUAGGCUGCACCACAACCAUGCAGGGGUGGUGUCGCUCUCGGGCGAUGGCUCUGAAGUGGUGGGGCGAGUGCACAGGGGACUGGAAACUCUGGAGAAGGUGAAUGAGGCUGCCACAGACCCAGAUGACAUUCCCCUGCAGAGGAUAAGCAUCACUUCCUGCGGUCUCACCGAUGCACAGGGCACGCAUGAGUCGCUGGAGGAAGCAGCUAGGAGGGAAGCGGAGAGGAAGGAGACCCCUCAGCAGGCUGCAGCAAGGCUGCAUGCAGAGAGCAGACAAGCCAGAGAUUCCGUCAGGGAUGCACUGGAGACUGGCAUGCAGCAGAGGAGGAAAGCUGGGGAAGGCGCUGGUGACAGGCAGCCGGCCUUAAAGCGCACCAUGCUGGCUGAUGUGCUUGGUGAUUCCAGCGACGACGACGAUGAAUCAGAACAAGAUGAGCCAGGAAGCUAG
Coccomyxa subellipsoidea C-169 is the source of this 690-nucleotide messenger RNA. Its product is annotated as cyclophilin-like protein. Gene Ontology annotation, molecular function: peptidyl-prolyl cis-trans isomerase activity. Lineage: Eukaryota; Viridiplantae; Chlorophyta; Trebouxiophyceae; Coccomyxaceae. The coding region runs from base 1 to 690 and encodes 229 amino acids. The record is from RefSeq and is a predicted model, not a curated record. The transcript has 6 exons. Gene Ontology annotation, biological process: protein peptidyl-prolyl isomerization.